Messenger RNA from Chrysochloris asiatica (Cape golden mole), 1796 nucleotides. It is a transcript of the gene CHST15, whose product is annotated as carbohydrate (N-acetylgalactosamine 4-sulfate 6-O) sulfotransferase 15. Gene Ontology annotation, molecular function: N-acetylgalactosamine 4-sulfate 6-O-sulfotransferase activity. Gene Ontology annotation, biological process: hexose biosynthetic process. NCBI's taxonomy places the organism in Eukaryota, Metazoa, Chordata, Mammalia, Afrosoricida, Chrysochloridae. The transcript has 7 exons. The record is from RefSeq and is a predicted model, not a curated record. Bases 111 to 1796 code for a protein of 561 amino acids.
UUCUGUAAUCACAAGACGUCUAUAAAGUUUCCCAGUGCCAUUUGUAGGCAUCUGGACUUCUCUGAGGGCUUGCCCAUGGCCCGCUAAGCCAGCAGUCAGAGGACACUAACAUGAAGCACUGUAUUAAUUGCUGCAUAGAGUUGUUACCCGACGAGGCGCACACACAGCGGGUGGGCUGCCGAGGAGGCCCCUACCCCAGCCGCCAGGUGUGCCCUGCGUGCCAAGGAGAAAACAAGAUUCUGUUCCGCGUGGACAGUAAGCAGAUGAACUUGCUUGCUGUUCUAGAAGUGAAGACAGAAGGGAAUGAGAGCUGGGGCGGGUUCUCACGCUUCAAGAAAGGGAAACGAUGUAGCCUGGUGUUCGCGCUGCUGAUCAUGACCUUGGUGAUGGCAUCCUACAUCCUUUCUGGGGUCCACCAAGAACUCCUGAUCCCAUCGCCUUUCCAUUAUGGCGGCUUCCCCAGCAGCGCCGGCAUGCUGGACAGCGAAGGCCCCGGGGAUCUGAAAGAGCACCACCUUCAGUCCUCUAUGAGUAACAUCUCGUCUGUGAAGGACUACCCAAGCAUUAGACUAAUCAUCAGCAGCAUCACAGCCAGGAUUGAGUUCACAACCAGGCAGCUCCCAGAUGUGGAAGACCUCAAGAAGCAGGAGUUACACAUGUUCUCAGUAAUCCCCAGUAAGUUUCUCCCAAACAGUAAAAGCCCCUGCUGGUAUGAGGAGUUCUCUGGCAGGAACACCACCGACCCGUACCUGACCAAUUCCUACGUACUCUACUCGAGAAGGUUCCGCUCCACCUUCGAUGCCCUGCGCAAGGCUUUCUGGGGUCACCUGUCGCAUGCCCAGGGCAAGCACUUCCGUCUGCGCUGUCUGCCUCACUUCUACAUCAUCGGGCAGCCCAAGUGUGGCACCACCGACCUCUAUGACCGUCUCCGGCUGCACCCCGAGGUGAAGUUCUCUGCCAUCAAGGAGCCACACUGGUGGACCAGGAAGCGGUUCGGCAUCGUCCGCCUGCGAGAUGGACUUAGGGACCGUUACCCUGUGGAAGAUUACCUGGACCUGUUUGACUUGGCUGCACACCAGAUUCAUCAAGGACUGCAGACAAGCUCCGGGAAGGACCAGAGCAAGAUGAAUAAAAUCCUUAUUGGGGAGGCCAGCGCGUCCACCAUGUGGGAUAACAACGCCUGGACCUUCUUCUAUGAAAACAGCACUGACGGAGAGCCGCCUUUUCUGGUCCAGGACUUCAUCCACGCCUUCCAGCCCCACGCCAAGCUGAUUGUCAUGCUCAGGGACCCGGUGGAGAGGUUGUACUCGGACUAUCUGUACUUUGCGAGUUCCAAUAAAUCUGCAGAGGACUUCCAUGAGAAAGUAGCCGAAGCCUUGCAGCUGUUUGAGAACUGCAUGCUGGAUUACUCCCUACGUGCCUGCGUCUACAACAACACCCUGAACAAUGCCAUGCCGGUGAGGCUCCAGGUUGGACUGUACGCCGUGUAUCUCCUGGACUGGUUCCGCAUCUUCAAUAAAGAGCAGUUCCUCAUCCUUCGCCUGGAGGACCACGCGUCCAAUGUCAAGUACACCAUGCACAGAGUCUUCGAGUUCCUGAAUCUUGGGCCCUUGAGUGAGAAGCAAGAAGCCCAGAUGACCAAGAGCCCCGCCUCAAAUGCACGGCGCCCUGAGGACCGGAACCUGGGGCCCAUGUGGCCCGCCACCCAGAGGAUACUACAAGACUUCUAUGGGCCGUUCAACACUAGGCUGGCACAGGUCCUUGCCGAUGAGGCGUUUGCAUGGAAAAAGACAUGA